AACAGCCCCUCCCACACAUCAGCCACGCCCAUGCCAUGUGAGAAAAGCAAUACAAACCUCGAAUACAAACUGUCUAUUGGAUCUCUGGGAGUCUCUAGCUCUGCUGUAUUGUUCUGAGACUGAUAGUGAGGUGUGUAGGAACCAUGGGUCGAAGGUCCACCAAGACCACCAAGACUGGCAAGUUUAUGAACCCCACAGAUCAAUGGAGGAAACAGCAAAGAAGGAAAGAGCUCAAAAAGAACAAGAAGCAACGUCAGACCGUGCGAGAGGCUGUCCUGAGGAUGAAGGAUGUCGGGGUACUCCUUGAGGAAAUUGAGGAGAUUGAGAAGCUGCAGAUGACCUCUGUAACUUCUGACCCCUUACCUAUUGACAGAGGGCUGGAGGAAAAGAAAGAAAAACUACACCAGUCAGUGCACAGGGUUGCAGCGUAUUAUCAAAGUGAGGACCCAAAGAAAGCUCAGGAGAUAAGACUUAUGAUAAUGGAGAGUGAGAAGAAACGUCGCCAGAUGUCCUCAGUUUACAACUCGUAUCGAGCAGCCAGGUCAGAGUACUCAAUCGACCAAAUCCCUCUACCUGAGUCUGAUGGCAGUGUUCUACCGUCUGACAUUCCAAUGCCUGGUGAGUCCAGUUCUAUUGGCCCGUCUCUGCCCCCCGGGUUGGUUCCACCCGGGCCACCCCCUGGAUCACCACCACCAAACCUACCCAACUUCUAUGUCAUUGAGCAAGAGAGAAGGAGUGUACGAUUUGCUCCUGACAGCGAAGGAGAAUCUGACAACCAAUCAGAAUUAUCCAGCUCUGAUAGUGAAACUGAGGAGCCUCCUGGACCGCCCCCUGGAGCCCCGCCCACCCUAAUGCCCCCUCUCCAUGUUGCCCCCCCUAUGUUACAGGGAGGAUCGUUUCCCCCUCGGCUGCCCCCCAUACCCCCUCCUAGUAUGCCACCACCACCAUUUAAUGCUCCUCCUAAACCUCUUAUGCCUCCGAGUGCACCACACAUUCAGUCCGGAGCCGUAUUGAGUGCACCCUCGUUAAGACCUCAUUUCCAACCACCAUUUAUCGAGGAUAAAGCACCGAUUGAAGACUCUAAGAGGGCUACUGUAAUCUCUGCACAACCACAGCUACGAAAUAUGACUGCCGAAGUGACCAAGUUCAUGCCUACUAGUCUGAGAGUGCGUCGAAACCAUCCCAAGUCCUCCACUACUAAGAUGAAGCCAGUUGCUUCCACUAAAGCGCCUCCAAACAAACCAACAACAGAAACUAACCGACCUCCACCCACUCAAGGAGAUGCUUAUGAUUCAUUCAUGAAGGAAAUGCAAGGACUGUUGUAGCUCACAGAACUGUGCAUAAUACUUAUGCUUGCAUUUUAUGGUGCUAUAAAUUUUUCUUCUCUGGUGGUACAGUUUUUCUUCUAUAUAAUUAAUUUCAUAUGUAUCAACAUUAUUUUAAUUGGCA
This is a messenger RNA of Halichondria panicea, 1449 nucleotides long. RefSeq names its product WW domain-binding protein 11-like. Gene Ontology annotation, cellular component: spliceosomal complex. NCBI's taxonomy places the organism in Eukaryota, Metazoa, Porifera, Demospongiae, Suberitida, Halichondriidae. The transcript is spliced from 7 exons. Bases 144 to 1325 code for a protein of 393 amino acids. The record is from RefSeq and is a predicted model, not a curated record. Gene Ontology annotation, biological process: RNA processing.